Cinara cedri is the source of this 6236-nucleotide messenger RNA. The record is from the annotation of a GenBank genome assembly. NCBI's taxonomy places the organism in Eukaryota, Metazoa, Arthropoda, Insecta, Hemiptera, Aphididae.
AUGGCGACACCUAAUACAGAUGAAGAGGACUUUGAAGAUAGAAUCAACAGAUUAUUGAUAAGUAAUAUUUGUUUUAAUUACAUAUUUAUGUUACGGGCAAAGUAAGAAGUUAGACAUUGUGUACUGCAAUGCUUGGGCACGGUGCACAAUGCUCAAUUUUCGAGGGUAAAGUUAGAAUGAGUUUACAUUGUCCAGGCAUUGUAUACAGUGCCCAACAAGAUUUGGGCAUUGUAGAUUAAAAAUAAAAUAAAACAUCUUUCUAGGUACUUUGAAAACAUAAAAACUUGUAAUAGACGCCUCAAAAAUUAAUUAAUUAAAUUGCAUAUUAAUAGUUUUAAAAAACUAAUAUCCAUUGAAUUAUUUAACUAUUAAUAAAAUGUAUUGUUAAGUACAUAGUAUUAUAAUAUUUUAGAUUCUGAGUAGAGCGAAGUAGUUUAUAGUUUUACAAAUAUGUUUAUUUUUUUUAUUAUCUGUGCGCAACUUUUCUAUCCGAAGACUUGCUCGGAUUUUUACGUGUAGCACCUUUUAUGAAAUAAAAUCAGCAUGGAACUGUACUUUAAGGAGGUCAUUUUUUAAUUUUUUGAAGAGUUUUCUCAUUCAAUUUUAAAAACUGAAAAAAAAACGGGAAAAUAUACGAAAUGUAGGUGUUAGUUAAAAUAUAUUAUAGUCUUCUUUUUUUCUGUGCAUAACUUUUCUACAAGCAAUUUUUCUCGAACUUUUAAUGAUAGCAAUAUUUUUAAAACGAAAUUUUUUUUAGCAAGGUAUUUUUAAGAGGUAUUUUUUGGAUUUUCCCGAGUUUUCCCAGCAAAUGUAAAAAACCGGGAAAAACGUAGGAAAACUGGGAAAAUCGGUACAACAUUAAACAAAUAUUAUUAAAGAAAAUAUUUAAAGCCUAUUUAAUUAUUUUACUAUAAAAUGACAUAUUUGUUGACAAAGUAUCAUUAUAAAUUGAAAUCCACACUGAAUCGUUUUUUUGUAAACAAUGGUUUAUUGUUGUUUACAGGUAUACAUUCAGUUAUCUAUAACAGUGGUUGCAGCCAUAUCCAUUAUCCCGGAUCGUCUUUUUUAUUUAUUAUUAUAUAAAUUAAAAUAUUGAAUAAAAUUAAUAAUAAUAACAAUUAGAUAUUUGUUUCUAAAUUAAAUAGGUAUUUCGUGAGUCGUGAUAUUAAACGAAUAAAAUAGGUAUGUAGGUAUAGGUAAUUAUUGCGUAUAAAUUUCAUUCGAUAUAAAUGUGUUUACCUGAUUCCGAGCAUCGUGCACAGUGAUCGGGCACUCUCGUACAAUGUCCGGUCAAUGUAUGCAAAACUGGAGUAUUAAAUAAAUUACCCAAAUUGUUCAAGCAUUAUAUCACAAUAGACGGAUUUCCUACUUUGCCCAUUAUAUAUAUAUAAAUUAAUUACUGCAAUAAGAUUGAGCACACUUGCUUAAUCAAGAAUCCCGUCAUCCCGAUGGCAAAUGUCGAAAUACGAUAUGAUUAAGUGAACACAUAGCUGGAAUCAUGUUGAAAAUGUUGAAUCAAUACAUUUAGGUUGGGUGUGUGAGUAAGAUAAGAUAAGCUGGUUUUAGGGUGGACUAAAACAGUUUUUUUUUCGUGGGCAGAUCUUAAAAUUGUAUUCGUUAAAGUGUGAAAAUACUAACGAAUCUUAUUUCACGAAAAAAAAAUUAAUAUUUUUUUAGAUUUCCCUGCUAGAUUAUAUUUUUUAAACAUGUCAUGAAUAAUAAUACUUGAAUACAUUAACUAAAAUAAUAGCCAAAUGAAAAAACAAUUUUUAAAUUUGUAAUGCCUAGUAUAAUUUACGAAUGUGUACAGAUUUUAUUAGGUAUAUUCAAAUAAAAUAAUUGAGGGAAUGGGUGGUCAAUAAAAAACAUUUGAGUUCUUUGUGUACAAAUAGUUUAACAUAUAUAGUAGGUGUAACGUUGCUUUUUUUACAUAAUAUUAUGAAUUGUUCAAAAUUCUAUGGGUACCUAUUCUGUUGAGCCAAAUCUGCCGAUACUGAUAUAAGGUUAGUUAUUGGUGUCCUAAGUGUAAACCUAAACAAUAAUUCAAUGAAAAACACGACUGGUUUAGAUAAAGCAUGGGGGAAAACCCUUAUGUGAAUGGGGGUUAAGUCCUGUGGAGUACGAGCGCAGUAAUAAUGACUAUAAUAAGCUCAUUCUUGUACUUAAUCGUGUGAUGCUCAAUGGUGUUGUAAAAAAUAUCAACGAAAAAACAACCUUGCUCAAUAGUGUAAUUUGUCGAAAAGAAUUUGUGAUAAUUGUAUACCUACUUACUUUUUAUAUUAUAAUAUUAUUCAUGUCGCAGUAAUGACUUUUGCAGAAGCACAUAAAAUAGAGAAGGAAUAUGAAAAAUUGAUGGCUAUCAGAAGGAUGAUCGAGAAACCGGUAUCUCGAAUUCCUUUUUUUGAAUUCAUGAUUAAAAGUAAAUGUUUUAAAUAUUUAGUGAUUCAUUUAUCAUAAAUGCAAACGAUUUUAUCAUAUGGUUUUAAGUGAAUUCGAUUUUUCAAAAUUUAUUUUUAAUCAUUACAGAAUCAUGUAAGUUUUGUUUUAGUCAACAAUGGCUAUCGAAUGAAUAUAGGGAAAUUCCCAAUAAGUCGUUCACUAAUGGGUUAAAAUGGACCGCCGUAGUUGAUGCAAUACGAUUGUGCGCGUUUUACCUUUUUCAGUGGGGGAGGUUAGGAGGUUAUAUCCCCCCAAUAUUUGUUUGUACAUAUUUUUAAUUGAUUUGUAUGUAUAUUAUCCACAGCAAUAGGUAGUGUACGUACACCAGUUAAAUAAUUAAGUUUAAGAAGUCAACUAUUAAUGAAAUAACGAAAAAUAUUUCUAAAUUUAUUUUUUUGCGAAGUAUCCAUCUCAUUUUUAUGAUGAAAUACUUAUCUGAUAUAAACAUUAAGAAAUAAUGGUAGGUAUAUUAUUUGAUUUUUGGGCUUACGAUAUUCAAAUCUAUCGAUGAACGACAGAUUGUACGACAGAAGGUUUAUUCAGGCGAUCGUCUUCUGUCAAAUUAAAAACACGUAUAAAUGAUUAAAAAUGAGUAUAAGAUAAAAAAAUGAUUUUUUAAACUACUUUUCUUCAACAACGUUGCAAAAUCGUAAAAAAUCAAAAUAAUGUUCUGGUUUUGUUUGUUUAUGUACUUGGUCACGGCGUUUGUGCUCAAAUCGUUCCAUCCAGAGGAUAUUCACGUUUUCUGUUGGUGUGCUGGAGAGCGUAUUUACGGAAGCAACUCAAAAUUGGCUUAUUCGUGAGCACGAUUUCGAACCUUACACGAAUGUCGACAAUACGAUAAUUAAGAAAGGCGUAUUCUAAUUCCAUGUGGUUUACAUGGUGAUAAAGACCAACAGCGUAAUCCAACAAGAAAUCCAAUAAUUUAUUUACGAUCACUUGUAUUAUUUAAAAAUCUUUUUGAAAUUUCCAAACAAUAUUCAUAAGUAGACCUAAUUUAUUUAAAUAUAAAUGUAUUUGACACGUUAUCUAUCUUAGAAUCACUAUCGCUUAUGAUAGAACCAUUUAAAUCAUCCAUAUUAUUGGCUUCAACAAUUUCACCAAUUUAUUAAUUAUUAAUUAUUAUCGUUACGGUAAUAUUUUUGUAUGGUUCGUAAUCAUGCUCAUAACCGUUUCAAUCGUAUGUUGCUUCAUUAAAUACACUCCCUGGUACCCUAGCAAAAAAAUGAGAAUAUCCCUGGAACGGGUUGAGCACAAAUGACUGGACCAAGUGCACGAACAAGCAAGCACAAAGGAAUGGCACAAUCGAAUUUUCAUAAUGUUGUGAGCUGGGGGGGGGUAGGGGGUGCUGAACAUGUUUCCAGCACCCUCACCCGAAACAGUGAAUAUAGUAUUUGAAACGCGUUAAAUACAAACGAUGAGAGACUGAGUGUACAAACAAGCAUGAACAAAGCACAAAUUAAUUUUAAUAAUAUUGAGGUGGGAGUGUAUUCACCCUUCUUACCUCUAAGGGAACGAAAAAGUUUACAGAAAUCAUGGUUUCAUUAUUUUCAAUUAUGUUUUUUUGCUGUAAUUUUGUUGAAAAAAAUCGUGAAGACCUGAAAUAACAUUCUUGUAGAGGUCAGAUUAUUUUUACAUAUUGAUAACAACUAUUGUAUAUGCUUUGCUUACCUCAUUGAUAUGUAUAAUAUAAUAUAAUAUAUUAAUAAUUGUUUGCAACUACAAUAAUUAAUAUACCAUAUACAGGGUGUCCCCCGAAAAUCUACCCAUUGCAAUAUCGAUCAUAUCUAAUCAAAUUCUAUUUGUUUCUUUUUUUUUUUUUAUAUAUACUCGCAGAGAAGAUAAGGAUUACAAUUAAUAUUAAAUGAAUUGAUUAAAUAUACAUUUUAUAAUUUAAUUACAUUGUUAUGUUUUGGUAAAAAAAUAAAAAAAAAUAACUUUUAUUUUAUUAUUUUCGAAAAAUUUAAAAAUAUUCACUGUAUAGAGUUUAUUCUUCUGAAAUCUAAAAAAUCACAAAUUUAAUGAAAAUAAAAAGUUGAUAUAUCAAAAUAUAUAGAACAAUAAACUCUAUAAAAUGAUUAUCUUCUAAUUGUUUAAAAAUAAUAAAACAAUUUAAGUUAUAAUUGCAUACUUUAGAUAAUCUUAAUGUUAUAGAGUAGUAAUUUUAAUACAGAUCCUUCAGUACUAUCGGUUUCAAACUAAAAAAAGGUAAGAUAAUGGGGACAGAUGCAGCCACUGGUGUAGGUGAGAAUUUGGGAAGGUAGGAUACAGAUAGGAAUUUAAUGUAUAUCUGUAAGCAACGAUAAACCAUUGCUAACGAAAAAAACAAUUCUGAGCGGAGUUCAAUUGAUAGUGAUGCUUUUUUUCAAUAAUAUAUAUAUAUAUCAUAUUAUAGUAAAAUAAUUGAAUAGGCUCUAUAUAUUUUCUUUAAUAAUAUUUGUUUAAUGUUAUACCAAUUUCCCCUGUUUUCUUACGUUUUAAAGUACCUCUCCAGUGAAAUUUUCAUUUAAAAAAAUUGCUAUAAUUAAAAGUUGGAGAAAAAUUGCUUGUAGAAAAGUUAUCCACAGAAAAAAAAUCGUUAUAUUUUAGUAAUAUAUUUAAUAUAUUUUCCCGUUUUUUUUUUGGUUUUCCAAAUUUGAUGAGAAAACUUUUGAGAAAAUGGCCUCUCUAAGGUACCUUUCCACACCGAUUUCCUUUCAGAAAAGUUGCUACACGUUUAAAUUGGAGCAAGUCUUCUAGUAGAAAAGUUAUCUACAGAGUAAAAAGUAAACAUUUUUGUAAAACCAUAAGCUUCGUCGCUCCACUUAAAAUCUAAAAUAAAAUAAAAUAGUAACCUUAAUGUGCGAACAUAAAACACUGAAUAAUGAUUUCAUUAAUAUGAAUAUUUACGUAAAAUCUUUAUAUUAUUAUAAUUUAAUGUGUGUUGAUGGAAUAUUUAUGUAUAAAUAAUUUAUAAUUCAUUAAAUUUUGUUUUAAUAUUAUGUUGAGAAAAAAAACUUUAUUUUAAGCAAAGAUAUUAUUUUUGCUCGGGAAAAAUUGUAGUUUGGAAUAAUGUGGGUCGGUAUGAAAUCCCAUCCAAAUCUAUCCAAGAUUAUAGAAAUAUUUUAUACCUAAAUAAAAAAAAAAUAGAAAUAAAAUUCACUUAAAAUCCUUCGAGAAAAUCGAUGUUUCGUGAUAGAUGAAUCACUCUAUAUAUAAGUUAUCAGUUAACAACAUAUAAGGUAUACUUUUUUAAUAUUAUACUUUGCCUUUUUGUUAAUAUAUAUAUUUUAUUAUGUAGAAAAGUACGCCAAUUCUGAACACUUUAUCGAACAAAAGAUUGCUUUUUGGGAUCUUUCAAAUCGCCAGUACGAUUUGAAACAAGCUAUCAAAGGUAAACCUUUAUAUAUAUUUAUAUAUUAUAUAAUAUGUUAUAAUUAUCAAAACGCUAUUGUAUGUAACCAGCUGUCCCGCACUGCUUCACCCGUACACAGUAUUAAACGAAAAAUAAAAAACGUUUUUCCUGUGUUUAUCCGUGACUUACUGUUUCUAACUUCAUGUCCUUCUCAGUUAGCUGUUGUUUCCCAAGAAUUUUUUUUUUAUUUAAUUGGAUAGUACUUUUAUACUCAUGAAAUACAAUUUAACUAAUGAUAACUAUUUUUUCAUCCAUGUCUUAAACUAACCCAUCAUGGGUGUGAGUCACCCUUUGAAUUCCAGAAAUCUGACAAACACUUCAAAUAGAUAUAACAAAAUAAACAUUAGAUAUUGUUUAUAAUUUAUUUUUUUUUUUUACAGCUCUAAACGGCGCACAUAUCUAA